AUGGAUGACCAGCAGGACGAGUCGACGCGAGAUCAGCAAGCCGCAGGGGCGCAACCGAGCCAGUCGGCCUUUGGUCGUGCAGGUGUAUCUGUGGGUACAGGAUGGGUCGGGAGUGGCCCGUGUGGUGACAGCCCGGGUCGCUCACGGCAGAAGAUGAGGUGGCAGGCCGUAUGCAAGUGGCUGUUUAGGGCACUGGCAUUCCCAGGAUGCCGGUUCUGGGGGUGGCAGUGUGCCGAUGGGGAGAAGCGAGUCGGGCGGCGUGUCACGAGUAGCAUCCAGUCCAGCUCGGUUCAGAUCGAACAGCAAAAAGGCGACCUCCCGUGUCCCUCGUUGCUGCGUGCUUCUUGGCGGUUUGGGACGAAGGCGGCCGGCGUCUCGCUGCAAGCCGUCCGUCCGUCCGUCUCCGGGUUUUUCGGGCGCCUCGAGUUGCAGCUGUCCCGGGUAGCUGCUUGCUUGGCAAAGACAACCGAACAAUGA
Molecule: messenger RNA, 477 nt
Organism: Chaetomium globosum CBS 148.51
Lineage: Eukaryota; Fungi; Ascomycota; Sordariomycetes; Sordariales; Chaetomiaceae
Exons: 4
Coding region: 1-477 (158 amino acids)
Source: RefSeq, a predicted model, not a curated record